CUCUCUGAAUCCUUCGCGUGAUGCCGACUAUGAAGGUGUGGACUCGAGUCGCGCUGUGAAGUGUGCCUGACUGAUUUGCUGGCUGCGCUUCUUAUCGUGCCCGCGCGGUCCCUGUCUAUCUGCCUAGGCAGCCGCAUCACAACACCUUUUUGAUUAUUGCAGCCGCAGGACCCUUCAGCCCUCCCACUCGCCUCAGUCGACCCUCGCUGACACAAGGCACCCGUCUCACGGACGCGCGCAUCUCAUCCAUCUCACCUACGUCUGAGAGGCUGGUCGGUGCGGGUGAUGCUGGCGGGUCGCCGGGUGCGUUGUUGAGCCGCCAUCGUCUGGAGGAGCGCUGUGGCGGCCACCCCAUUCGCACCCAUGGUGAUGGGUUUUGAGUCAUUCGACAAUGAGGACGCCGGCUCUCUCUCGCGGCGGAAUCGGCACGCCCACAACCUCCACCACCACUUCCCCUGCUCGGCUGCUGAUUUGUCCAGCGAGGCCGACAGCAGCCUGCUGAUCCCGUCCCCAUCGUCAUGCGGCAGCCGGCAGCGGACCCUCCCCGCCAUCCCCGGCGCGCCCCGGCUGCCCGGCUCGAUGCGCUUCCCCCCUGUGGGUCGGGCAGGCACCCACUGCAACCGGCUGCCGUCCCUGUCAGGCAAGACGCAUGACGAGAUCGACGAGCAGAAAGUCGCACUCGUGCUGCCCGUCCUGUCGGCUGUCAGCACCCACAUUCCCGAUGGGUCGCCCGACCCCCUCUCGCCCACGGCCUUCACGCCUUCGAUGGGCAACCUGAUGUUUCCGCAACUCGAUGGCGCCAGGGAGGGGUUCGGCGAUGGCGAUAUGGGGGAGGCUGACAUGGAUGGGCCGCCUGUCAAGAAAAUGGUCGCGCCCACACCGGCAGCCAAGUUCAGGAGCGCCCCGGCGGCCGAGACCAUCCCCGCUGAGCCUGCUGCUCGUGGGGUUGCUGGUAUUGGCGGUGUUGCCGUGGGGACGCACCUGCCUGCGGUGCACAUGUCGUCACGCGGCCACCUUCCAGAGAAGAAAACCACUGGUGUGGCCGCGCUGCUGCAGAUGAGCGGCCGGGGAGGGGCGGGGGGCGGACACACCCACACCCACAACCACAACCAUACCCACAGCCAUACCAACCACCACUACAGCCACCACCACUCCACACCGUCCCCCCUGCCGCAUGUCAACAGUGAGCGGGGGAUGGGGCUGCAGCGGGUGAGCAACGCCGUCCGCGGCCUCUUUGGUGCCAACAACGCCGAUAGAGAGAGGGAGAGGGAGAGGGAGCGGCCCGCCAAGGCCCCGGUGAAGCUCGCUGCCGUGAUGCCGCCGCCCAGCAAGCCCACCCACCACCACAAGCGGCACGCCAGCCUGCCUGACAUCGGCAGCAUGGGCGUCAACAGCAACUCGGGCAUGGGCAUGGGCAUGGCCAGGGGCGGCAUGGGUGUGGGUGCGGGUGUGCGUGGGGGUGGGGCUGGGAGGUCAGUGGACGAGGACAACGUGUUUUUGUCGGUGGACGACAGCGCCAAGGGCGACAAGAAGGUGGAGCGACUGCCCAGCGUCAAGAGGGGCGGGGGCGGUGGUGGUGGUGGUGUGGGUGUGGGUGACGGCCUGGGGUGCGAUGCGCUAGUGGAUGCUAUCUGCAACCUCAUGUCGGCCGUCACCACAUGCGAGAGGGAACCUGGACAGGUACAGACAACACUUGGGUGGUUUACUGGGGGAUCUCCGGUGACAUUUCUCUCUCUCCUCGUGUCUGUGUGUGUGGUGCAGGUGACCAAGUUCGAUGCAGUGAGUGUGCCGGGGAUCCCUGUGCGCGACUACUUCAUUCGGUGAGCAAACCGCCGCACGCAUACGCACCCAUGCGCCAUGGUGGAGCCCUUCUCUCUGUGUGUGUGUUCAUGUGGGUCAUCAGUUUGUCUGAGUACUGCUAUUGUUCGCCCACGUGUCACCUGCUGAGCCUGAUCUACAUCGACCGGCUGGUCAAGCGCGUGAGGGACUUCCGAGUCGACGCACUCAACAUUCACAGGUAUACACACACACACAGAGAGACGUGUACAAGACAGCUAGUAAGGAAGGGCAUGCGUGCGGGUGUGUGUGUGUGGAUGUGGGCAGGCUGCUGGUGACGACCACCAUGAUCGCCGCCAAGUUCUACGACGACAAAUUCCAUGCCAACAGCUUCUAUGCACACGUAUGAGUGAACUGCACUGCACGCCUCGCCCUCCUUCGCCCCUCCCUUCCCCUCCCCGCCACACACACACACACACCUGUGUCUCUCUCCCUCCGUGUGUCAGGUUGGCGGGGUGUCCACGCGUGAGAUGAACCGUCUGGAGGUGCGGCUGCUGUCUCUGCUCGACUACCGGCUGGUCGUCUCGCCCGAGGAAUUCGCUCAGUACACCCAAUACGUCAUGUCGCUCGCAUCAAGUAACUGACCAACAGACACACACACACACACACACAGGGAGAGCCCAGCCGCAGAUUGACAGACAGAAAUCGACACCGUGUGCGGCGCGUGUGUGUGUGUUGGUCAGUGGUGCGUCCGACGUCCUGUCCUUUGCCGUCGAGCACCAUCCCGCCCCCCGACGCAGACACAGAGCCGCCCAGGAAGAACAUAUCCUUGAAGAGAAGCAAGAAACGGCUCACUGCCGCCUAGAAAGGCCUGAUCAUAGACAGGACAGCCUGCCUGACAUCACACCACACCACACCACACCAUGGCUGCCUGCCUGCCUGCCUGCCGACCGGCUCCCUCUCUCUCCCCUUUUUUUUAUUUGUCCUUUGUGUGCAUAGAAUGAGUGCGUCUGUCUGUCUGUCAGUCAGUCUGUGUGCCCUUUUUGUGUCCAUCUGAUUGUCGGAUGCCACGCUCGACAGACGGGAUGGACGGAAUGGACGCGCAGAGGGAGAGGUUUUGUAUUAGCCGGCUUGGGUGGCGGCUUGGCUUGGCCUGGCUGGUGCGGUGUGGCUGGUGCGGUGGUUUGUUUCACGGACAGUGAAAGACAAGACGACGUUUAUCUUUAUUUCCUUUCCUUUUCUUAUACGGCUGUUAUGGCUGUACGCACCGUCUAUGUGUCUAUGUGUCUAUGUGUGUAUGUAUGUGUAUGUAAGCAGACAGAGACGAUUGGUCGUCUUUCUUUCCUUUCUGUGCAUGCCAUGCGUGUGUGUGGUGGGUAUGUGGUGGGCGGGGCGGUUGUGUGGGUGUGGUGUGGUGUUUGGGUGGGUGUGUGGGGGUGCCUGACAGAGAGGCGGCCAAUCGCCUGACACACAAAGGCAGACAGACAGACAGACAGAAGGAAGGCAGAUAGAGAGAGAUAAUGACAGAUAGAGGGAGAGGAGCUUAUUUAGAAGCUCACGGGGCUAAAUGAUGACUGACUCGCUUGGGGGGGCCUGUGGGCGGGUUGGAUUGCCCGAUGGAUGGAUGGAUGGACAAUCGCAUCAACCGCCGCUGAUCGAGAUAGCAUAGCAUGGCCGGCCGGGAAUGGAUGGAUGGUGUGGUGUGGCCAGGGGCACUCACACGUGCCUUCCGGGAGGGAGGGAUGGAUGGACAAGUGAGAGGUGAAUGGUGUGUAUCUUAUCUGUCUAUCCGUGCAUCUGUGCCUCACAUGUGUACGCGCGCCAGUGCCCUCCCACCCCUCCCCUCCCCUCCCCUCCCCGCCCCCUUGCCGAUCGUAGCAACCGUGACUACUUUGUUCUUCCUCUCUCCCUCCCUCUCUCUGUGGUGCGUUUGUAUCUAUACAACGGUCUGUCUGACGGCUUGCCUCACUGGACUCUCCUUGAUUGAUUGAUUGAUGGGAUUGUAUGACUGCGUUUUUGCCGACGUCUGACUGACUUGACGUGACCCUCCCUCCCUCCCUGUGUCCCUGCCUGCCUGCCUCUCGACUCACUGGGAUCCCUCCUGUGUGCUGUCUGGCUGCGUGUGCACAUGGAACGACAAGUAGGUGCCUGGAAGCCAGCCAGCGCUUUCACGGCAUCCACACAAUUCACUCACGCACGCCAGACAGCAGGUAGAGGGCCCGGUGCAGUCAGUCACUGUCUGGCAGAUAGACGGGCAGACAGGCGGAUGGUGGUCAGAGAUAGGUGGGCGGACGAACGGAUCGGAUGGAUACCGAUCGAUCGGAUCGAUCUGCAUCAUUGCAUUUGUAUACGUAUACGUAUGUGUAUGUGUCCCCGAUCCAUGUCGUGCACGUGUGUGUGUAUGUGUGUAUGUCAGAUCGAGGAGAGAGUGAUUUGUACGGAUCGGAUGGGCGCAUUAAUUGCGCUACGCAGACGUGUGCGCGUGCCACUCACUAUAUAUAACGAUAGAUAUCAAUCGACUGACUGGCGGCGGCGUGGGGUUUGGCUGACUGACUGACUGGUUGGUUGACUGAUUUGAUGGAUGGAUGGAUGCAUUUGGACCAGCUCUGGCACUCAUUGCCUCACCCAGACUCUGUUGAGUGAAAGAAAGCAGUGGCUUAUUU
This is a messenger RNA of Vitrella brassicaformis, 4439 nucleotides long. The record is from the annotation of a GenBank genome assembly. NCBI's taxonomy places the organism in Eukaryota, Vitrellaceae.